This is a messenger RNA of Fusarium keratoplasticum, 3474 nucleotides long. Its product is annotated as Sulfatase domain-containing protein. Lineage: Eukaryota; Fungi; Ascomycota; Sordariomycetes; Hypocreales; Nectriaceae. Gene Ontology annotation, molecular function: arylsulfatase activity; DNA binding; zinc ion binding. The record is from RefSeq and is a predicted model, not a curated record. Bases 1 to 3474 code for a protein of 1157 amino acids. The transcript is spliced from 6 exons. Gene Ontology annotation, biological process: DNA-templated transcription.
AUGGCGAAGACACGUCCCAACUUUCUCGUCAUCGUCGCCGACGACCUCGGCUUCAGCGACUGUGGAUGCUUUGGAUCCGAGAUCCAGACUCCCAACAUCGACGCCCUGGCAGCAGAAGCCAACGGUAUCCGCUUCACAAACUAUCAUGUAGCGGCGGCUUGCUCUCCCACGCGUUCAAUGCUGAUGACCGGCACGGAUCAUCACAUUGCGGGAUUGGGAGAGCUUGCAGAGUUUACGCGGAGCUCUGUUGCCCAUCAGGGACAGCCGGGACAUGAGGGGUACCUGAAUGAGCGUGUGGUUGCUCUUCCCGAGCUCCUUAAGGAUGGCGGCUAUCACACGAUGAUGGCUGGAAAGUGGCAUCUCGGAUUGAAGCCCCAGCAUCAUCCAAUUGCUCGCGGGUUUGUUCGCUCCUUUGCCCUGCUCCCAGGCUGUGCGAAUCAUUACGGUUACGAGCCCCAGUAUGAAGAUCCCGACAACGAGCCGCACAAAUUCUUCGAGACGGCCACCCGAGCGCUGCAUGUCGAGGACGACAAGUUUGUUGAGAAGUUGCCAGACGACUUCUACUCCUCAGAUGCCUAUGGCAACAAGAUAAUUGAAUACCUCUCAUCGCGAACCGAAGAAGAGAAGCAAAAGCCAUUCUUUGCAUACCUGCCAUUCUCUGCGCCCCAUUGGCCUCUUCAGGCUCCAAAGGAGAUAGCCGACAAGUACAAGGGCCAAUAUUCGGACGGACCGCAGGCUUUGAGACUCAAGCGACUCCAGCGAUUAAAGGACAUGGGUCUCGUAGACCAAGACGUCCAACCUCAUCCCGUGGUUCAGUGCCCAGGCGAACCCGGCCAGUGGGAAGACAUGCCCAAAGAUGUGCAGGAGAAAUCAGCCCGCGCAAUGGAAGUCUACGCUGGCAUGGUCGAUCGAAUGGACUGGAAUAUCGGUAGAGUUCUUGAGUACCUGAGAUUGACCGGAGAGUAUGAUAACACCUUCAUUCUCUUCAUGUCUGACAACGGAGCUGAGGGCGCCUCGUACGAGGCUCUGCCAAUCCUCGGAGACGACGUUGUCGCUCACAUCGCCAAGUAUUACAACAACGAAUUAGAUAACAUUGGCCGAGGCGAUUCUUUUGUGUGGUACGGCUCCCAGUGGGCACAGGCUGCCACCGCUCCAUCUCGGCUGUUCAAGCAGUACUCUACCGAGGGAGGCUGCCGAGUGCCGCUGGUGAUCCGGCCCCCACCUAAGCGAUCAGACACAGCUUCAGCCGUCACCAACGCCUACUGCACAGUCAUGGACAUUGUUCCCACAUUCCUCGAGCUCGCUGGCCUGAAACACCCGGGCACGAGCUACAAAGGGAGGGAGAUUGCACCGCUUCGAGGCAAGAGCUGGCAGCAUUUCAUCUCAGCCCUUGAGUCGAAAGCCCCCAGCUCUACCGACGAGGACUUUAUGAUUCACGGGGAAGAAUACGUGACGGGCUUUGAGAUCAGCGGGUCAGGCGCCUUAAGAAAAGGCCACUACAAACUGGUCUUUGUCCCAGCUCCCCGAGGACCCCAAAAGUGGGAACUCUUCAAUGUCAAGGAGGACCCAGGUGAGACCAAGGACUUGAGGGAAGCGGAGCCAGAGCGGUUCGAUGAGAUGAUGAAGCUCUGGGAGGAGUACAAGAAGGAUGUGGGUGUGAUUGGUGUGGCGGGAGAGUACCCUGAGGCUAUCCUCGGCAGAACUGUUCCCAUUAAGGAUGAGCUCCAUCAGUCGACUCUUCCUGAUAAACUCCAUCUUAAGACACUCGCCGAAUCCUACUUUAACCACGUCCAUCCCCUUCGAAACCUUGGAUUUAUCCACAAACCCUCGUUCAUGAAGGCCAUCGACCAGGAUACGACUGUGGCUGAAUAUGGGGAGGCUGUGGUGUAUCUUGCUAUGGUGCUGUACGCUGAAUACGGGCUUAGAAUCGGCGAUAAUGCGUUUGUGUACAUGCUUGUUGGAAGCUGCACUCGCAUGAGCCGGCUAUUACGACUCGACACUGAAGAUCCCCAAGGGGAGUCAAAUCCCCUUUCACCGCAGCAGUUGACAAAAAGAGAGUCAAUAAGAAGACUCAUGUGGUCUUGCUAUAUCCUCGACUCAUUUGUGGGCGCCGGCGUCGACGGAAACCUAAGCUGGGCCGCAAGCGUGCCACCUCUGCCCCUUGUUUGUUCAGAAAAGGACUUUCUGUAUCAAGAAAAGUCAAGUCCAGUAUAUGCUGAGGUCGACAAAUGGGUACCUAUGCUCCGUACCACUAGCUUGGGGGGCAAUAUCUGCAGAGUCAUCUACUUCAGGACCCAGGUUCUCCGGCAAGACCGACAAAAACCCACCGCUUGCAGCAAGUGUGCUAACGAGAAGGCAUCUAGGCACAUACGUAAUUACGACAUACAAAAUACCUCACAGCUAGCCCCAUGCGACGAAAGCUCGACUUUUCUACAGCUCUUAAGUCUACUUGCAGCUUGGUAUGAGAAACUACCUGACUUUCUGGUCUUCAACGACAUCAACAUCUACAUUCACAAGGAGCAACACACCCUUGGGCCAUACUUCUUCCUUCACCUUGCCUAUCAUGCAUGCGUGUUUGAUCUUACAAGAGUUACGCUCCCCGGCUAUAGCUUCCCCCUAUCUGCUGCGUUCUUCCAGGUUUCCGAGGAGUUCACUCUCAAGUAUCGUCACGAGGCUUGGUACCAUGCUUGCUGCGUCUCAAAGCUGCUAGAAACGGGGCUGAAGUGCAGUACUGAAACCUUGGAUGAUCAUUUCACAUCAACUGCGGCGUUUGAGUCCACGAAGAUUCAAGUCAUAUAUCUUACUACUAUGGCAAACGGGUCUUCGAGACUCUACAACGAAGGCAUGGCCAACAUAAACACCAAUCUCAGAGUCCUCACCGUAGCCCAUCCUUAUCCAGACAUGCCCAACCUCUCAGCACUCGUCCCGUUUUUGCAUCGGUUCGGCUUCUCAGAUAUCGCGAUGUACUGGCAGCCCUUCCAGAACACCGUCCUGAUCGCCCCGUCGCAAUCGGCAGAAGAUAGCUCCGAAGUAGUUGGUCCUGUGGAGACGGCGUUCCUCAACCAGAUCGCAACGUUUCGUCUCGCCCGUCGAGAAAUCACAGACGAAGAGAGGAGGACAGGCACAUGCACACCCUGGAGUUUCUCGUCAGCUCCGCCUAGUCCUCGACCCGAACGACCCAGACUCGCACAAACUCUGGGACCUCCCUCGCAGCCGUUUGAAGAAUCAGGUCUUCACAUGCUCGCGCUUGCUGGCCAGUCCCAGAGCGAGGCUGUGGCAAGCCAACUGCUUCCUAUCAUGAUGCCUGGGCCGGAAUCAGCCGUGGAUGCAACGCAGGGUCUGCCUUUAGACCAACAGCAGUAUUUCCGCAUGGCAGAGGAGAUCAGCGACUACAUGACGUGGGAUAUUGCUCUAGCUUCUCAGUUUGACUUUCCGAUGGAAGACUUCUUCUCGACUCCACGGCAGAUGGAAUGA